Amoebophrya sp. A120 is the source of this 777-nucleotide messenger RNA. Lineage: Eukaryota; Dinophyceae; Syndiniales; Amoebophryaceae. The record is from the annotation of a GenBank genome assembly.
GUAAGUGUUGCGAGGGGACUCGUUGUGAUGUCGCUUUUUUUUUGUUCCGUCAGUGGCUGCAGCGCUCUGUGGCUUCCUUCCUCAUCUUUAUUUCUUUUCUCGUCGUACCUCGGUGGGCGCGCGCGCCGCGCCAAGACUUUGCAUCCAUGCGUUUUGCACGCAGCCUCUGGAGGAGUUGUGGUUGUUCGUGCAUCGAGUUGGCAAAAAGACUAGGCCCGCGAAAAGGAGACGAUAUGCGCAGUGCCGCGCGGAGCACUUAUUUGCAACUUCGCGCGCGGUUCUAUACCUCUAGGCGAAUAUUGCUGAAUAUGGUAGAAGUGGCGCGAGGCAGAAAGGAGCUGCUGCGUAGAUUCUGUGCCAGACCUAUACAUCGCAUUCCCGUUUUCAACCUGAAUCCCCUAAAAAAACAUAUCUCAGGCAAUCUGCCCGGGCUUGGCGUCAGUGUCGCUGGGAAGCGUGGGGGCGCCCUUGGACAUACCGAAUGGCAUCGGCGGCUGCGGAGAGACACUGACCCGUGGAUGGUGCCGAAAGUCAAGCAUGUCGGAGACCACAGUGUAAAGACCUCCGCUGGCCUUGCCGUUGCUAGUAAGAUCAGGAGCGGCCACAACCACACGACUCAGCACAUUGCGCAACAAACUACCACCAGACCCGGCCGCGCACGCGCGGGCACGACAGAACACGGACGCGAUGUUGAAGCACUAGUCUGAUUCCACUAGUCUGAUUCCACCUGUUAGCCGGAUUCCACUAGCCCGAUUCCAGAAAUUAAUAAAUCUGACU